AUGUUACCCAGCUCGUCGUUUCCUCCCGUCUAUCAGCAGGACGAGGGAGGAGGCUUCGAUCCCACCAAGUCGGACAGGUACUGGGAAUCCCCGGCCACCGUCUCUGUUGUCGACGAGGAUCUUCGGAGCUGCAACCAAAUGCCGUUCAAGAACGAGUUCCAGGAGCUCCUGCCGGUUCCAAACGGGGGCAGCGGCAGCGGCAUCUUCACUCCCGGUUCCCACCACCAACACCAGCUCUUGCAACCACAGCUCCAGUUUGGAGGCGAGCAGGACGCUCCCUUUGGUUCGAUCAACGAGGCCCAGGCGAAGCAGGAGAUGCUGGCUUACCAGGCCCUGUGCCAAGCCGAGCUCAUGAGGUCGGAGAAGACGCCCCACCGGACGCAAUUCCAGAGGGAGAACCACAUCCUGGCCGAGAGGCAGAGGCGCGAGGAGAUGAACGAGAAGUUCACGGCGCUCAAAGCGUUGCUGCCAAAGUCAACCAAGAAAGACAAGGCGUCCAUCGUUGGCGAGACAAUCAACUACGUUCUUGAGCUGGAGAAGAAGCUCAAGGAGCUGCAGUCGACGGCCAACAGCAAGACUUCCCACCGUCACAAGAGACGAGCACUGCCAGCAGAAACAAAUCCCGAGAGGAGAAUAGCAACGUCGUCAAACGCAGAUCAAGGAGAGAACCUGAGCGUGAAGCCUGCAGACAUUGAGCUACAGUCAAUAGGAGGACAAGCGAUAAUCAAGAUGGUUUGCAUGCGAAGUCCAGGACUUGCCUUACGAAUUCUGGCGACCCUCGAGAGCUGCCAAGCGCAGGUGAUCCAGUCGAACAUUGCAACUCUAGGAAGCCAUGCCAUUCUCUUCUUCACUGUUGAGGUAAUAUUGAUCACGAAUAUGAUUUCGUACCUCUAUUUUUCUUUUCGUUAA
This is a messenger RNA of Selaginella moellendorffii, 909 nucleotides long. Its product is annotated as transcription factor FAMA. Lineage: Eukaryota; Viridiplantae; Streptophyta; Lycopodiopsida; Selaginellales; Selaginellaceae. The transcript has 3 exons. The record is from RefSeq and is a predicted model, not a curated record. Gene Ontology annotation, molecular function: protein dimerization activity. The coding region runs from base 1 to 909 and encodes 302 amino acids.